Eutrema salsugineum is the source of this 540-nucleotide messenger RNA. RefSeq lists its product as uncharacterized. NCBI's taxonomy places the organism in Eukaryota, Viridiplantae, Streptophyta, Magnoliopsida, Brassicales, Brassicaceae. The transcript has a single exon. Bases 32 to 382 code for a protein of 116 amino acids. The record is from RefSeq and is a predicted model, not a curated record.
CUUCCUCUUUUGUUCUCAUUUGACACACACAAUGGCUUCGUCUGCGCCACAGGGAUCUGUUGAUCCUCUCACCGGGAAAGAUCCGGCGAGGGCGUUAACUGCCGUAGCGUCUGGUUUCAUCGAGAAUGUGAAGAAAAACAAGCAGAGCUUCUUCCAGUUCUUCGCGAUGACUGGAAUCUUGCUUCUGAGCUUCCGAUCGGUGAGUCAGAAGUACAGAAUUCACGAUCUGGAAGAAGACACGGAUGUUCUCAAGAAGGAGAGAGAUAGUUUAACGGAUCGUAUGAGUAAAAUCAAGAGCGAUCUUCUGCAUCAAGCGUCGAUUGACUCUACCGGCGUCUUCGCUUCUCGACUCCGUCUACUUUUUGGCGACGAUAAAAAGUGACCAGAGGUUACGAAUUUUCUCACUCGUAAGAUGUUAUUGUUGUUCUAAACAGAUGUCUCUUGCCUAUAUGGUGAAUAAAUGAUUAGGAUUUUAUGGUUAUGUGUGAUUCAGAAAAUGGUGUAUCAGUUUGAUUUAUCCGAAACUCUACUUCGUGAAGU